AUGUCGACGGAGUUUGUGUACAGCCCAAGAGAUGUUGUGUCGCCGGGAAAAGAAAUCGAAGGUUGGGUCAAGUUUUGUGAUGCCGACGCUGGAAAGCUUUGGUUAACCUUGGUGGAGAUGAAAGCUGUUCAAUCCCAAGAAGGCCUCCCACUUGACAAGUUUGAUGAACUUGUCGGUCAGGAAGUCGACGGUACCAUUACAAGGAUCACAAACUUUGGAGCAUUUCUGAACGUGGGAUGCGAGGUAGACGCAUUUCUUCACGCAACUCAGCUUCCAAAGCACAAGCACAAUGGGAAGAGGCAAACAUUGCAGGAUCUGGUGAUUGGAAGGACAGUCAAA
This is a messenger RNA of Guillardia theta CCMP2712, 339 nucleotides long. RefSeq lists its product as hypothetical. Gene Ontology annotation, biological process: translation. Lineage: Eukaryota; Cryptophyceae; Pyrenomonadales; Geminigeraceae. The transcript has 7 exons. Gene Ontology annotation, molecular function: mRNA binding; structural constituent of ribosome. The annotation marks the transcript as partial. The record is from RefSeq and is a predicted model, not a curated record.